AUGUGUAUCGGGAGGCGAACUCGGCAGCAGACUGGGUCGCCUCUUUUGCUGCUCACCACUCGGGAGAGGCAUGAGAGCACCAUACCUCCAGCACCUUUCCAUGCGCUGGCUCGAAGCCUCCAACCCCGAAACCUGGAUUUCCUACGCUUGCGAUCAAAAGCGCGCCUCUCCCGCCUGCAAUGGAGCCGAAGCUCCCCUCUCCUCCCACAGACCCUCGGAUAUUUCACUCUCUCGGUCCCGAUCUCUACAACCUUGCGCUUGUCCGUAACCAGAGCUCUAUCGCAUCUCAGAACUCCUCGCGAGCUCCACCGCAUCCACUCUCUACUAAUCACCUCCGGCCUCGUCCGCUCCCCCUUCUUCUCCGGCAAGCUCAUCGCCAAGUAUUCGGAGCUCAGGAACCCCGCCGCCUCUCGGUCCGUCUUCCUCUCGACUCCCUACUCCAAGAACAACAUCUUCCUCUGGAAUUCUUUGAUUCGAUCUCACACUCAGAAUGGCAUGUUCUCCGAAGCUCUGGAUUACUAUAAUGAGCUCCAAAGGAUGAAAUUGGCCCCUGAUUCCUUCACCUUCCCUUCUGUUCUUGGUGCUUGUGCUGGCUUAGGUGAUCUCGAGCUGGGCCGGAGAAUCCAUGAACAUGCUUUGGAAGUGGGAUUUGGUUCUGAUUUGUACGUCGGGAAUUCUUUGAUUAAUGUGUAUGCGAGGCUUGGUUCUUUAGAAGAGGCUCGGAAGGUUUUUGACAGUAUGCAGCAGAGAGAUAUUGUUUCGUGGAAUACUUUGAUUUCUGGGUAUAGUGCCAAUGGGGAAUGGGAGAAAUCUGUGGAGGUUUAUAGUGAAUUGAGAAUUGCCGGUUUGGUUCCGGAUUGCUUUACAGUGGAGAGUGUUUUGCCAGCCUAUGGAUGUCUUGGUGAUUUAAAAUCCGGUAGAAUGAUCCAUGGGCUUGUUUACAAGAUUGGGAUUGAGAAGGAUAGAUUAGUCAACAAUGGUCUUAUUGCUAUGUACUGCAAGUUUGUGAAUUUAACUGAUGCUCGAAAAACUUUUGAUAUGAUUAUGGGGAGGGACUCUGUUUCUUGGAAUACCAUGAUUGAUGGCUAUUACCAGUCUGGUGAUUUUGACAUGGCUCUAGAGCUGUUCCGAGAGAUGGUGAUUGGAUCAAAUCUGGAUCUCGUUACGGUCACAAUUAUCCUCCAUGUUUGUCAUGACAUUGGGGUCUUAAAACUUGGUGGUUCAGUUCAUGGUUACACUAUAAGGAAUGGGUAUGAAUGUGAUACUGCGGCACUGAAUGCUCUUGUAGCUAUGUAUUCAAAGUGUGGAAAUUUGUUCAUGUCACGGAAAGUGUUUGAUCAGAUGGAUUAUAGAGACACUGUUUCGUGGAAUUCCCUGAUUAGUGGUUAUGUUAGCAGGGGAUAUUUUGGUGAAGGGACAGAUCUUUUUAGGUCUAUGAAAGAAUCAAAAGUAAGACCUGACUCUGUUACAACUGUAACACUUGUAUCAAUGUGCACCAAGUUACUUGAUUCAUGCCAGGGAAAGGGACUUCACUGUGAUGCAAUAAAAAGAGGACUGAGAUCAAAUCUGUUUGUCAGCAAUGCAGUUCUUGACAUGUACUCAAAAUGUGAUAGCUUAGAAGAUGCAUUGAAAGUGUUCGAGAGCAUGGAAACCCCUGAUGCAGUAAGUUGGAAUACUAUUAUAUCGGGGUCUGUCCAGAAUGGAAAUUGCAAUUUAGCGUUCAAACUAUUGAGCCAAAUGAAGGUCAAGGGGCCAAAGCUGGACCUGGCUACAAUAUUGGGUAUCUUGCCUGCAUGCUCCUUUGUGGCGGCAAAACGACAAGGGAAAGAGAUUCACGCUUGCAUUUUCAAACUUGGUUUACACAUUGAUGUUCCAGUUGGGAAUGCUCUAAUUGAAAUGUACUCCAAAUGUGGCAGUUUAGAUUAUGCAGUCCGUAUCUUUGAGCAUAUGAAUACCAAGGACGUUGUGUCAUGGACCUCUUUGGUAUGUGCCUAUGGUAUGUAUGGUCAAGGCAAGAAAGCCUUGAAAGCAUUUCGGAGGAUGGAAGAAAUGGGUAUAAGACCAGACCAUGUUGCAUUUAUUGCUGUCAUGUAUGCAUGUAGUCAUGCUGGUUUAGUUGAAGAAGGUAAGAUGCAUUUUAAGAGGAUGGAGAAAGACUAUAAUAUCAUGCCCAAAAUGGAACACUAUGCUUGCAUGGUUGAUCUGCUUGGACGUUCUGGAAAAUUAAUCGAGGCCGAAAAGUUCAUUGAUGAAAUGCCAUUGAAACCUGAUGUAAGUAUAUGGGGAGCUUUACUCAGUGCCUGUAGAUUCUCUGGUGAAACCAAGAUGGCUGAGCGUGUUGCUGAAAAAAUUAUGGCCUUGGAUUCAGAAAACACUGGUUAUCAUGUCCUUGUGUCAAAUGUAUAUGCAUCUAUAGGGAAAUGGGAUAUUGUUGGUAAUAUAAGGAAAUCCAUGAAAGAUAAAAAAAUGAAAAAAGAUCGAGGAUUUAGCUGGAUAGAAAUCAGAAAUAAGGUGUAUGUAUUCGGGACUGGGGAUCAAUUGGUGGAACAGUCUAAAGAGGUUUAUCAGUUGCUAGAAAGAUUUGCUGGUUUGAUGGCUAAGGAAGGAUAUAUUCCUGAUAGGAACUUUGUUCUGCAGGAUGUGGAAGACGAUGAUAAGAGAUACAUGCUGUGCGCACACAGUGAGAGGCUUGCUAUAGCUUUUGGGUUGUUAAAUACAAAGCCUGGAACACCAUUGCAGAUAAUGAAGAACCUUCGGGUGUGUGUAGAUUGCCACACAGCAACUAAAUACAUAUCAAAAAUUGUCCAGAGAGAAUUAUUGGUCAGAGAUGCUAAUAGAUUUCAUUUAUUCAAGGAUGGAAUUUGCAGUUGUGGUGAUUACUGGUGACAAAUCCUUUUUUCCCAUACUUAAAACUGAUUUUUUUCAGAUGUAGAAAUAGAAAUAGAAAUAGAAAGUAAUAAUGGGACAGAUAGGUUCUUGAUUUACUUGGUGGAGACUCACUUGAUUGGUUGUUAUCCAAAUCACAAAAGGUCCUGAAAACCAGAAAGGCUAUCCACACAUGGAGUUAUUGGACAGGCUGCUACCAAGAUGUUAAUCAAAGAGUUGGAGAACAUUUUGAUUUUUUCUUUUCUUUUUUGUGUUUACAUAAUUUGUUACAAGAAAGAGAAUACCAAAUAUGACUAUAAAUUCAUACCAAUGAAAAAGAAAAUCUGCAAAUCUGCAGAUAUUCAUUUUACAAUUAGGUGGCAUCUCUUCAUCAAUUGCAUGCAAGUAUUAGUUAUCCAUCAUCCAUGAGGUGGAAUGGGAGUAGGAGCAGGUGUGAGAUUGAAAUAGUGGUUCUUUUAUUUGUUCAAAAUUCGGAGAGGUACAGGAAAUGGGAGCAGGAGAUAACAAAGACAGCCUGGAAACAGGGAUUUGAAGGCAGCAGGCACCUCCUUCACUAUGAAGAGAAACAACCAUAUGGUGGUGGUGCAUCAGUGACUGAUUCAUAAUAUGAGGAUCCGUGCGAGCGUGCGUUUAAUCUCACAUUGGUUAUUUGCUGGAUAGAUCUUGGAUAUUUAUAUGGGAUCAAAAAAUUCAAAUAAUACCUUUCGGCUAGCUAUUUUGGAUGAAGUCUUGAAUUGUUACAAGUAGUGCCACAACCAUGCAAGAUGCCUUCCGGGCGACCAUAUGCAGAGAGACCACGACCGGACAUCGUAGGUCAUAUGCAUAUUGGCAUGCAUCAUAAAAGAACUAACUGUAACAACCGUUGACCUAGUAGAAAAUGCCAUGUUGGUCUUCCGUAUAUAUUGGCAUGCAUCAUAUGAGAACAGUUGAGCUACGAGCCAGAGGCUAUCAACCCAGCUAACAGUGGACUCUCAUGUGACUCCCAUGAAUCAGCAUACCGCAUGCAUUUUUCCUCUGCACCAUGCAUGAUAUGCCGAACAUGAUAUACCAAGCGUUUGAUUCUGCCUGUUGUGGAUCACUAGAAUAUAUCACUUUUGGCUGCAAGAAUAAUCAAAAUAUAUAAAUUUGGGCAUGCUUCAUUUUAUAUAGGAAAGAAUUUUUCUGUUGGAUGUCUCAGUCGUAUAUGUGAAUGCUUACAAUUUACAUCUUAUGGUCCAUAUUUAUAUGCUGUAUUUUGAAGAUACAUGGGAUGAUAACUUAGAAUUUGUGGUUCA
This is a messenger RNA of Phoenix dactylifera (date palm), 4160 nucleotides long. The record is from RefSeq and is a predicted model, not a curated record. Lineage: Eukaryota; Viridiplantae; Streptophyta; Magnoliopsida; Arecales; Arecaceae.